UUCCGGGUAUGAUCAAGAUAUAGAAUUUCGACGAUUCUAAUGUUUUGGUGUUACGAUUAACAUUGGUGUCAUUCAGAAUGUCUGAUUGAUUACCAUUUGAUCAAUGCCAUAAUCAUUACAGACACAGAUAAUACAAUGGGAAACCCCACCGCUUUUUAAAAAGGAUGAUCUACAUGAAAAUGCAAUAGAAAAUGGCGGGAAUGCCUUUAAUUCCAGUGGAAUCUAGAAGUUUGCUGUUAACUGAUAUUGAAAGGGUUUAAAUACAUAUACCUGCUGGUAAAAUGUCAGCAGAGUAAAAUAAAAGGAGAUGGAGUUUUCUUGGAAUCUGUGUCAUCAUAUCCACAAAAUUUAUAUAUUGAUAAAAUAGACAUGCCACUUGUUUGUUGAAGGAGAAACAAAGUCAAGCUUUUUAUCUCAUGAAGUAUCCAGAGCAUAAGUUGUCAAUGGAAACGGCUUUGCCGUCAUCGGUACAAAGUUGGCUCGGGAAUGAACUGGAGAUAAGAGGUAUUGACUCUGUUAUUUACUCACGCUACAUAAUUCACCUGCUUCUUGAAGAUCAUGAUGAAGAAUGCAUGGAGUAUUUGGAACUUUUCUUCAAUCCAAGACUUAAUGUCAAAAGCAAAGUGAAAAGACGAAGACGUAGCCUAGAAGAAAAGAAAAAAAAGGCUGCCAUUGAAUGUCUUCAGGCUGUCUCAGAUGAGAAUUGUGGCAUUGAACAACUUGUAGAAGAGCUUUGCAUUAAAUUAAAAGAAUUAAGUCAGUCAUCAGGUUCUGAUGACACAGAUCAAGGAGACAGUAGUACCCCUUCCCUUAGUGAUGGAAGUUCUACUGAAUUGGAAGAUCCAGCUGAAAGAUAUUAUGCAGCAUUUCCUGCCCUUACUGGUCAAAAUGAAAAGUCACCAUUUUUUGAAAACUGUCUACAGAUGUCGAGUAUUUGGAGAGAUAACCCAUGGACCAAAGAACCACCAGAUAAACAACUUACUAAAAUGAUUAAAUACAAGAAGGCGCCUAAACAAAGAUAUGAACGGAAACAAAGGAAAAAGUCGUCGCCAAACUCUGCUAACUUAAAAAAGCAAACCCCAGAAAAACCUAUUCCAAAGCCAAAAUAUAAACCAAAUGAAAAUUUCCAUGCAAGAUUUAUGAGCUGGCCUCAAUCAGAAUUCGCUCCAGUCAAUAUUUUAGAUAAACAAACAAAUGAAGAAAAGAAGCUUUGUCAACAAGUAGAAAAUAUCCUCAAAGAAAUGCUCCUCCAUGGUCAUGAUAAGAAAUUCCUAGAAAGAUUUGAUAUUGACGGAUUCAUCAGUCCAGAACUUCAGGAAAAUGCCUUUUGGUACACUAAGCAGUUUGCUGAGUUGAUAACACCAAUCGACUCCGGUCAACGAUUAUAUGAAAGACACAGCUGCCCAUUCUUCCAUAACGAUGAUGUAUUUAUAGAUCCGGAUAAAGUAUCAGUCAAGGAUGAAACUGAACAGGUUCCACAGGAAGAUCAGUUUGGAUUGCAGGACUUGAUGAAAAACCAAGAGUUACAAACUGUAGCAGAAAGUGUCCUUCAGAAUGUAGAUGAAGAUUUUUCAAAGAAAGAAGAUGUGCUAGAAGUUCAAGCUGAAGAUCCAUACGAUAUGCACAAAGAUAUUGGGGGAUUAUUACUCUUAGACGGGGAAAUCUUACAGCCAAUUACAUCUCCGUAUGACAACCAAGGAGACUUUCCUGUCAUUGGUUUAAAUGAGCAUGAAGAUCUGUGGUCAACACUUGUAAAUCAAAGUGAGAACAACCUAACCUGUAAGCCUGGAAGGAAUUGGAAAGAUGAACAUAUAUCUCAGAUGGAACAUCAGAAUUUAUAUGAUUGUCCAGUUUUCCAAAGUCUUGAAAACCAAAUAGGUAAUGCUGAUGAAGUUUCUUUGCCUUCAUGGAUGUUUUCUGCCAAUAAAACAGAAAUGGAUGGUUUCAGAUGUGAUGAUACAGCAGGUCAAGAUAAUGAAAACUAUUCUCAACUUUGGGAUAUAAACAUAUGGAAUAAGCAGCAGAGAGAUAAUGGCAUGUUUCUAGAUGGAUUCAACUCUACUUUUGACGAUUUUAAAUCUGGAUUGAACCAACUACCAGACAAAGGUAAUAGAAAUAGUGGAGUAUUCAACAUCAACUUGAUAAAUGAAGGCAUGGAGUCAUUUGAUCUAUUGGAAGGGGACAAUAUAAAUACUUUAAUUCCAAAGAUAACCUUUGAACCCGAUGACCUUGAUGAACCGACCAAUGAACUUAAGGAUGAAGAUCAACAGAAUUUUCCGCGAACAUAUGAUCGCAGUAUUUCUUUGACAGAUGUACAUUUGCUGAAAUCUUUGAGAGAUAAUCAGUUAGCUUCUUCAGAUAAAUUAUCCAAAAGUUUUGAGUUGAUUCCAUCGAAUAACUCGGCUUUUAAAGAUGUUAUUCCAAGAAAAAUGACCCAUGUGCAGAGUGACUCCAAUAUUUGUUAUUUUAACUACUCUACCUUGAUUGAUUUUGAAGACAAUGUGCCUAAAGUUCAAAAUGAAGAAAAAAACGAGAACUUAUAUUUGUCACCUAAGACCCAUUUUCGUCCAAUUUCGGCAAAGGUGGAAGAGGAUUUAUCCGACUUACAUCUGAGAGAUCUAUUUGGUGGUUAUUCUUCCACUACAACUCCAUAUCAAAAGUUUGUAGAAGUUACUGACUCUGGAGAUGAAGAAUCAUUUAUUCCAAUGUUCAAAGUUUGUAGACAACAUGAUAAAAACAUACAGACAGGUUCAAGUUUUGAUGAUCAACCAGCAAACAAUGAGAAAAUGUCCUGUGUUGACAAAGGGAGACCACCUGAAGUUGUGGAAGAAGAAGAGGAAGAGGACCCAGAAUUCAUUCAAGACUUUGAUGUGUAUGGCUAUGUAGACAGUUUAACAGCAUCAGCACAAAAUACUCCUCAAAAUGUAUUGGACGUGGCUUGUAACACAUGCUUUGACUCGGGAUAUGAAGAGGCUAAUGAUGAUGAAAAAGUUCAAGAAGAAAAAAGUAACUGGCUUACUGUUAAUGAAAGUCAUAGACUCAGAAAAGUUAAAACCAUGGAAUGGCACCACCCAGAGAAAAAGGAAGAGAAGGUUCAAGCAGAUAACCAAGAUUUAUGGGGAGAAAAAUGGUCUCAGCCACAAAAAAAUGAAGAACGGACAGAGAACCAAGAUCUAUGGACAGAGAAAUGGUCUCAAACACAGAAAAAUGAAGAACCAACGGAAAACCAAGAUUUAUGGGCAGAAAAAUGGUCUCAGUCACAGAAAAAUGAAGAACCUAUGGAGAACCAAAAUUUAUGGGCAGAGAAGUGGUCUCAGCCACAGAAAGUUGAAGAACCAUCAGAGAACCAAGAUUUAUGGACAGAAAAAUGGUCUCAGCCACAGCAAAAUAAAGCAUCAACAGAGAACCAAGAUUUAUGGACAGAAAAAUGGUCUCAGCCACAGCAAAAUGAAACAUCAACAGAGAACCAAGAUUUAUGGGGAGAGAAAUGGUCUCAGCCUCAGAAAAAAGAAGAACCCACAGAGAACCAAGAUUUAUGGACAGAGAAAUGGUCUCAAUUGAAGAAAAAUGAAGAACCAACUGGGAACCAAGAUUUUUGGGCAGAGCAAUGUUCUGAGCUGCAGAAAAAUGAAGAACUGGUGGAAAACCAAGAUUUUGGUUAUGAGAAAUGGUCUCAACAACAGAACAAUGAAGAUUUAACAAAUAAUAAAGAUGUUUGGGCAGAGGAAUGGCCUCCACAACAGAAAAAUGAAGAUGAUGCACCACAAGAUAAUCCAGAUUUGUGGGGAGUAAAUGAAUCAGAACAUGAUGGAGAAACAGGCUGUAGUAUCCAGGAAAGUGUAUGGAGCAGCACUGAUGAUAACAAUUUCCCAGACAUGUUUUCUUUCUUCACCGAAGACUGUGAUGAUCUUAAACCACCGGAAACCACAGCUGUUCAUGCUCCGCCAUGCUAUUUGUUUGAUGCUGUUCAUUCUGAAUCAGAGAAAUGUGGAGAAAUACCAUCAAAAGAUAAUGAUGUUACUAAAGUCCAUCUGGUCAUUGGAAAAGGAAAGAAAGUUCUCCAAGAUAUAGAAAACUGUCCUCGAGAUAACUCUGUUUCUGAGCCAAUUUAUGUGAAGGGUUACAUGCCUAUGCCAAGAGUUGCUGUUUAUUCCUGUGAACUUGAAAAAGAAUGGCUAGAUAAAGAGUCCCCAAAUCCUAAUGGAAAGUCUUCUAAGUUCGCCAAAUUACUUCACAGAUGUAUGCAUUACGCAUCUAUGGUCUGUGCAGAUUUUUCAGGAUUGCCUGAGGAUGAACUUGGAUCUUCAUAUCGUUCAGGAAGAAAACCAUGUACAUUUUUUAUGGAAGGAAGCUGCAAACGUAGUGACUGUAAAUUUUCCCACGAUUUGUCCAACAUCACUUGUAGAUUCUGGUCAGAGGGAGAUUGCUUUAAAGGUGAUCUCUGUCCAUUCCUACAUAGUUAUUAUGUCUCUGAUAUACCAGUUGAUAUCAAGGAAAAUGUGGAUGAUUAUUUUGAAUUUCAAGAAGAUGAGUUUCCACAGCUUUCUAAUCAAAUAAAGAGACAGAAACAAAAGAUACCUAAAUCUGAGAAGUCAAAUACAUUUGUUGAUUCAAGGAAAAUUUACAGGACAACUGGAGCAAAGCAGAAAUCCGUAAAAUUAACAGAAAAAAAUGAAAAUUAAGUUGUGUACAUAAUAUUUACAUAUCUACAUCAGUGAUAUAAUAUUUUGAACUUUAACCUAUGUUUUUCUUUAAUGUUUUAAUCAAUCAAAAUCGCCAAGGCACAAUUUUUUUUAAAUUUAGUUAAAAGAGGCAUCUUAAAAUAUUCCUUGAAAAAAUGCAUAAUUUGGAACAAGGUUUUAAAAUUUACGCUUUGUUAUAUAAAAAAAACUAGCUGCUUAUAGCUUGUUCUAACCAUUCAGCAAUGUUUUAUAUAUAAAAUAUUUUGUGUAUCCAGUCAUUUUGAAAUAUUUUUAACCCUGUUUAUCAUUUGCAGAUAACUUUCAUUUCCAUAUAAGAUAUUUGAUACAGCCUGUUCUUGGUUUUUGCAUGUAUAAUAGUAUAAAAAAUAAAACUCUCCUGUUUAAAGACCAGAUUUAUAAAUGUAUGCUUGUUAUCUCUGUAAAGGGUUAAAUAUUUUGUAAAUUUACAGUAGAAAUUAAAUGGCAAAAAAAAUUACAAGCUCUUGUUUCUGGAAAACAAGUUCUAUCAGGAAAAAGAAAUGCUAAUCUGUGCGGGACUGUAAAUUGCCUUGCUCAUAGAUAGUUAUUGGAAAUAUUUAAAAACACUUUCUGCAGGAGAGUAUGUAUAUAAAAUUGUUUUUAAACAAAUGUUUGUAUUAUAUUGAAGUUUAUUAAGAUUUUUAAAACUAAAUGUAUAGUACUAUAGUGCAAGUUUGGCACAUUUUUGUUCAAUAGACAAAUAGAAAAUAAGAAAUAUGUUUUUUGCCAAAAGAAAACUUAUUUGAUAUUUGUCUUAAGAUGUCAUUAAUGAAAAUAUAGAGUUUGAAAUGGCUAGAUUCUUGUUCUUAAGAAAGUUUCGCAAAUUAGAUAAAAUAGAAAAGGAAAAAAAUCUUUUGGAUUAAAAAUUGAAAUUGUUUAAAUAAAGUAUUCCAUUUUAAACUCUCGGAACCUUAAAUUUUCUAGAAUAGUUUUAGUGCUCAUUAUUAUAUGGCCAUGAGUACAAUUGUUGCCAAGUUUAUGUAGAGCGAAAUUCUGUUACAGAAUGAAAAAAUAUAUAUGUGUGUGGGUAGAUUUUUAUUAUUAAUACUCUUUUGAUUUUCAUAAUUGUUAUUUUCAGUUAAUAGGAUUUGAUUUUCAAUGUUUUAUUUAAUGCUAUCAGUGUUCAAAGUGUUCAAAGAAUACUGAGAAAUAAUAUUAAUAACAAGCGUGCCAUUAUAGCUAUGCACCAUUUUAUUGGAUGACAUGUGGUGAUAUGUUCAAUUUUUGUUUGUGUUGUUCAACAAUUUUUCAGCACUCAUUUAAAAUUUUGAAAAUUUAUUUGUAAAUUCUCAAAGGUAACUUAAAGUAUUUGGGACUAUGAGAUUCUGGAAUCACCAUAAGCAAUGAUGAUACAAGAAAUCAGAAAUUUUUUCUCUAAAAAAUUACAACCUAAACAAGGUUUAUUCAGGAAAAACAAAAAAUAUUUUUGUGACAAUUUUUUUUCAUCUUGAUUUGUUUACUGGAUAAUCCAAAUCAAGCCACUUUCUUUGCUGUUGUGGUUUUACUUUCUAAUAAUUGUUAAACAAUUAAGGGAAAAUAACGAAAUAAAACAGUAAAACUGUACUAAUUAGGCAAAUUAAAAAGUUGUUGAUCCAAGAUAUGCAUAAAAAGGAUAGCUACUCAGUUUCAGUUUAAUUGUUAAAAAUUCUGGUAUUGAAUAAUAAAUAUACCUGAAAACUAAAAAAAGCAAUGACAAGAUUACAUUGUUAAAAUUUAAAAUCAAAUUUUUAAAACUUUGUAUUUACAAUAAAUAAGAAUGCCUGAAAAUUAAAAAAAGAAUAUUAGGAUAGCAUAGUUGAAAUUUAAAGUAAAGUUAUAUGUUGUAUAUAGUUUAAAAGAUUUAAACAGCUUACACACCAGGGUCUACUUUCAUAUCCAGUGAGUGUGGUCAAAUGAUGUGAUGCCAACCUUAUUUUUUGAUUAGAUACAUACUCAAAAGCAUCAGAAAUUUCUCUUCUACACAUUUCUUUGUUCUUUCUCUUCUCUAUACUUUCUUAAUUCUUUCUUAUUGUUGCUAUUAAUCUUUGUUCCAUGAUUGCUGCCUUUUUCAAAUGGCCUUCUAUUAUUGAUGCUUAAUUCAAAGUAGAACCAUUAAAAAGUUUCAAAUACAAUCAAAAGUAAUAUAAAACUAGAGCAAAAGGAUGGUUUUCAAUUUGAACAAUCUUUUACUUAUAUUGCUAUGAAGGAACCACAAAAAAACAUGCCUCUUGAAAAAAAUAUUGACUGAUUCGUUGUAAUACUUUUAACAGGUGAUAUUUUUUCUCCUUAUUGAAAUCAAAGAUGACCACCAUUUCUGAGGUAAAUUUCAUUUAGAAAUCGCUGAAUAAUGUUACCCAAUCUUAGGAUUAGUAAAAGUUAAGUUCAGUUAGGUUAUACUAGAUCAUUAAAAUUUCAUGGUGUUGGUACCAUAACACUUUCAAUUAGUGUAGUUUGAUAAAAUAGUAUAUAAAAUUGUAUAACUGUGGUAGAAAACAGACUUACAAAAUGUCAUUUAAAAGUAGUAACAUUGUUUACAUUUGAAGUUAUGUCAAAAUUUUAAAGAUAUUGUAAAUGUUCUAUAUAAAAGAAAACUUUACCCAUUAAAAGACUUAGUCAUAAAAUAAGGUUGGCAUUGCUGUUUAAAUCAGUAAAAUGAAUAUCCGUUGAUAAGUAGUAUUAGAUAGAAUUAGAAAUAAUCUUUAACAUGGUAAAUGUUGUGUGUAAAUGUUUUGUGUGCGACGUACGAGUGUUGGGGUUUGUGUAAUUGUUUUUGAAUGUUUGAUGUUUGAAUGUGGGGUUGUGAUUUAAUUUAUUUAUUAAUUGUUUCUGUUGUCAGAAGAUUGUUAAGUUUGUAAAAGUUUUUUAUUUUGUUUUCCAAGUAAGAGCUAUAUCUGCAAAAAAGGAAAACAUUGGAAAGUUAUCUAUUUUUAGCUCUUAUACUAAUGCAGAUUUAUCAUGUUAAAAUGAGUGAUGUUUACUUAACAUAAAAAUAUUCAAGUCUUGCUUUAUCUGUUAAAUGGUUCUCAUUUAUAUUGUCAACAAGUUAGAAAAAUUGAUUUCUUUUUUACAUUAUUGAAGGUUUUUAAUUAAAUCUAGGUUAGAAUAUCUAGGAUCUAAGGUUAAAAAUAGGGGGAUCUAGGAUUCCUUUUGUGGGAAAAAAUUGGUUGAUUACAUAGGGAAUCACUGAAGCAUGACUGGAGCAAGUUGGUUGUAGUGAUCAUGAAAAUAGUGUCAGCUUGUCAUUUUAUUAUAAUAAAAAAAAAAAUGGGAAACCAAACCAGAAAGAGGACAAUUCUAAUGUUCUCAUGGAGGAAAGGAUAGUUAUCUAAAACACCUUCAAGGUUAUUUAUUAUUUUUUGAAUGUUAAGGCACAAAGAAAAUAAAAAAAAGAAUUAGGGCAUAUGAUGUUUUAUUUCAUGAUGCAAAAUCCAAACACACUUGACCAAAUCCAAUUCAAACAAAAGUUUGCUGUUACUUUUGCUAUUCUCCAAAGUCACGAUGAAAAACUAGCCACACUUCUCUUGACAAUCUCAGUAAUUUAAGUAUUUAGUAAAUAUAAAAACUAUCCAUAGGUUAUGUUAAGUAUCUGCAUCACUUGUUUAAUAUGAUAUCUCUGGUUAGAUAAAAAAAAAAUGAUGCAGUUCGCAAUGAACAAAUCCCGAUCACAUAUGUUUUACAGGGACAAAAAUUGCAUUGAAAAUGAACAAAACGUGUUUAAGAAGUGUUAAUCUGCAUGAAUGGAGAUCGUAUAUUAGAUUUCUCGUCUUAAUGUUAAGUGUACAUAAAAGAACUAAAAUUAAUAGUCCAUUGUUUUUGUAUUUUUUAUUUUUAUAUAAACUAACCAUUAAAAAAUGAAAGCUUUAAAGCAAAAAGAAAGCAUGUAAGAAAUGAAUUAGACCAAGUCAAGUUGAUUCUAGUCAUUAAUAGACAGAUGUUGCUUUGAUAUAACCAGAUGUAAACGAUAAUCAGACGUGGAUAAAUAGACAGAUUUGAAAUGACAAAUUUUUAACCAAAACUGGCUACGAUUACGUAUAAUGUAACAGGUUAAAACUGCUAAAAAUAAACAACCAGUUAAAAAAAAAGCUUACUUUAAAAUAUUAAUGCUUAGUAAAAAAGUGGCUUGUAUGGAUUUACAUAAUUUUUAGGAUUGUAUCUAAAUUUUUAUUUGUUUUCUUUGUAAGUAGUUGUGUUACUGUAAAUCAAUAGAACCUAAAACAAAGUUGGCUGCAUGUUUCUUGAGAUAUUAAAAUAAGAUGGAUUUUAGUUUGUUGGUGUUCCCUUUGAUUAUAUGAAUGUUUGUUCUUUAUAAUGACAAAGUCAGAGAAUAUAUUAUCUAUGUUGUUUGUUAGAAGGAGAUGUUGACUCAGUCAAGUAACAAAAGUUGUUAUUCCAUCAUCAAAGUUAGUUAGAAACAUGCAUUCAAUUUUAUAAAGCAUGAGUUUUUGUCGGUACUUGUUUUACAAUGCUCACCAUUUUUUCCUCUAAAGAAGGGAUAUGGUGGGGAGAAAAGAAGCAAAUCGAGCUUCUUUUUUAUUAUUUAUUUUCAAUGGAGGGACAAGCUAAAUAUUUUGUUUUAUAUAAAGUUAUAAGGAAUUAUGACUGGACAUUAUUUCAAUAGUUUAGUAGGACUGAUUGCAAGUUGUAUGAACUUUUUUUUGGAAGGGGAUGAAACUUGUAUUUAUGGAAUAGCAUUGAAUUUUGCCAACAUAAAGUUACAUUGAUACAGGGAUAAUUUGUUUUAUCUUUCAUUGCUAUUCUUUUUUGUGAAACUAUAUGAUUAAAUGUCUAUGAUAUAAGCCUGUACAGAAAUAUAUGUACAUAUUUACACUGAAUGUUGGGUGUUUUGAACAGGUUAUAUCAAAGCAGAUCAUUCAUGCUUUACGUUAGAAGAAGUCAUGAAUUUUGAUUGUAAAUCCAUAAUCUGAAAAGAAGAAAAAAAUGGAAAAAAAAGAAUCAUUCAUUUAUUUGUUUAUUUUAGUACAUGAAUUUAUCACUAGAUUUCAUCUAAAAAUCAUACAGCCAUAUAGUCCUAUAAGUCCCAGUAGAUUCCUUCAUCUUUUAUCCUCAAUAAUCAUAAAGCAUUUUACAUUCUUCAUACAGAAAUAACUUGCAUGAUUGUUUUUAUAACGCUGAAAUGAAUG
Mytilus trossulus (common blue mussel) is the source of this 9841-nucleotide messenger RNA. RefSeq lists its product as uncharacterized. The record is from RefSeq and is a predicted model, not a curated record. Gene Ontology annotation, molecular function: metal ion binding. NCBI's taxonomy places the organism in Eukaryota, Metazoa, Mollusca, Bivalvia, Mytilida, Mytilidae. The transcript is spliced from 10 exons. Bases 417 to 4682 code for a protein of 1421 amino acids.